Molecule: messenger RNA, 543 nt
Organism: Apiotrichum porosum
Lineage: Eukaryota; Fungi; Basidiomycota; Tremellomycetes; Trichosporonales; Trichosporonaceae
Gene: CYP3
Product: Peptidyl-prolyl cis-trans isomerase H
Exons: 7
Coding region: 1-543 (180 amino acids)
Biological process (GO): protein peptidyl-prolyl isomerization
Cellular component (GO): intracellular membrane-bounded organelle
Molecular function (GO): peptidyl-prolyl cis-trans isomerase activity
Source: RefSeq, a predicted model, not a curated record
AUGGCUUCCCUCGACGCACCAGCGGGUGUCACCCGUCCCAUUGUCUUUUUUGACGUCACUAUCGGAGACACUCCUGCCGGCAGGAUUAAGAUGGAGCUGUUUAGUGACAUCACGCCCAAGACUGCUGAAAACUUCCGUCAGCUGUGUACUGGCGAGCACCGCGUGAACAGCACCCCGCAAGGUUACAAGAAGUCAACCUUCCACCGUAUUCUUCUCUUUGUCUGUCUGGCCCCUCCAACCCGAGUCAAGCGAUGGGCCGUGUUCAUGGUCCAGGGUGGCGACUUCCUGCGUCACGAUGGUACCGGCACCUUCUCCAUCUACGGCGCCAACUUCGAGGACGAGAACUUCACCGUCAAGCACACUGGCCCGGGCCUGUUGUCUAUGGCCAACUCUGGUCCCAACACCAACGGUUGCCAGUUCUUCAUCACCACUGCUCCUGCGACCUUCCUCGACGGCAAGCACUGCGUGUUUGGCCGCGUCAUCGACGGUCUCCUCACGGUGCGCAAGAUUGAGAACGUCCCGACCGGUGCCAACAACAGGUGA